UCCAUUCACGUCGCCCAUCUCCUCCAUCACAGUUUCAACUAAUGGUUAGAAACUUAGAAGUCCAACAUCUCAUAGCUAUGCAAUGCUUGAAUAAAUAAUUAAGCGUUGGUGGUUUGGGGGUUUAUGACUUGGGGAAAAAAAAAACAGCAAAUAGGGGACUGUGUUGAUCCCCUUCUCCUUCCCCGUUCUGAUGGCCUCCUUCCUCUCUCGCAGAACAACCCAUAAACUCCUCCUCCGAGAUCCUAAAAACCCUAAUCUCAACUCCUUUACUGCCCUCCUCCAGCUCAACUCUCAUCUCAGAAUUCUCUGCAAACCAAUCCCCAUUCCCUCCGAUCUCACUCCCUUUCUCUCGGAUUUUCCCAAACCUAAUCUUGGCUUCCUCAAAUCCUACCCGAUUUCCCCCAAAAAUCUCCAAUCCCGUUCCCUUUUCCAGCAAAGCUUCACAAUCCCCAAUCUUGGGCCCUACUCCUCACUGAGUUCCAUAAACCCUCGCAUUUAUGGGCUCAAAUCCCACUCGAACCUUUCCAAAAUCGUAACUUUGGAUCCACCCGGCGGUCCCAAUCCCAAUCCCAGCUCCAGGAACUUCUCCUCGAGCUCGCCGGAGAGCUCCUCCGAUGCCGGAGACCCUCUCCGAUCCCCUGAAUUCCAGCACCAGGAGAUCACCGGUCCCACGGUGGAGCGCGACGUCUCCGCCCUUGCGAACGAGACCCGUCAGGUGCUCGACUCCCUGAGGAAGUCCAUCUACCACCUCAGCACCACCCUCGCCGUCCUCGGCAUCGGCCACCUGGGCCUUGGGGCUUGGAUCGCCUACGCCGUGCGGCCCCCCGACGAGGUCUUGAUCCAGGGCCUAAUGGCCUUCGCCUUCCCCUUCUCGCUGGCUUUUCUUAUGCGCCGGAGCCUCAAGCCAAUCACUUUCUUCCGGAAGAUGGAGGAGCAAGGCCGGCUUCAGAUCCUCACCCUCACUCUCCAGGUAUCGAAGAGCGUGAACCUCUUGUUCUUGAGGACUCGCGUGGUCUCGGUCUGUUGCAUUCUGGGCAUUUCAGCUGGGUCUUUGGUCACUCUCUGGUUGCGGUGAGAUAAAUUUGUUCUGAGACUUCGUCGAGGUAUCAUGUUGUCCCUGUGCUUUUUUUAAAAUUUUCAAUUCUGAAUUCGGUGUUCUAAAUAGAUGUUGUGGAGCUGAUGAGUCCUCUACAGUGCAAAAUAAUGUAAAUUUUGAGUAAUACUUCUGCAGCAUUUUGGUUUUUCAUCUUUCUUAAAGUUGGCACUUCUAAGGAUCUCUGUGUGUUUAGCAAUUUACAGCAUCAAAAAGGAGAAAUUUCAGCAUCCUUCUUCUUAAA
Molecule: messenger RNA, 1337 nt
Organism: Phoenix dactylifera (date palm)
Lineage: Eukaryota; Viridiplantae; Streptophyta; Magnoliopsida; Arecales; Arecaceae
Source: RefSeq, a predicted model, not a curated record